AUGCUCUUUCCAUUCGAAUUUGCCAAGCUUGGCUUCCUGGCGCCUUUUCUCAAGACGUUAUCUUACGGGUUGGGCGCAAUGCUCAUCAAGCACAUCAUCGAACUCUUCUGGAAAUCGAAGCUGCACCCGUCAUCUCCAAAAUCGCUUGUCGUCAUCCUCAAGCUUCGGCAGAAAUCUCCCGACACGGCCAACCUCAUGACUCUCCCGCGCGAAGUACGCGCCAUCAUCACCGCAAACCUGCUCAAGAUGGACAAAGACCUGCGCUUGUUGGCGCACGAGUCCUCCACCGACCCGGCCGUUCCUUACAAGUUCACGGCGGAUGUACGAAUGGGACACGCYGCAUUUCAAAAGCUGAAGGUUCUGAGGACCCUCCUACUCAUCAACAAGGAGUUUGCCGAGGAAAUCCUACAGCAGUUCUUCACAAUCAACAAAGUACAGAUGGAGAUCCGCCGGAAAUGUUGGCGCCAUUACCGGGAGGUACCGGAUUCCAUGUGUCUUCCUCGUGAGACAAUCCUGAUCAUUCCGAGUGUGCGCUUCACGAUACGGCGUUGUAGUGGGGAGUUGGAGGAGCAGGGUGGUGGGCCGGACUUUGAGCUGCUCAUCAAGACGAUGAAGCUGGGGAAUGGACCAGAGAGAGUAGUUGACGGUGGUGAGGCGCUCUGCGGUGAUGCGCGGGUGAUGCAGCUGGCGGAGUUCUGGACGGCCGCAAAGGGUAUGCGUUGGAAUCAGCAGAGGGUUUUCCUGGCGAUCAAGUUGCUCAAGAACUAUGCCGAUGGAGCUUAG
This is a messenger RNA of Ramularia collo-cygni, 783 nucleotides long. RefSeq lists its product as uncharacterized. The coding region runs from base 1 to 783 and encodes 260 amino acids. The transcript has a single exon. The record is from RefSeq and is a predicted model, not a curated record. Lineage: Eukaryota; Fungi; Ascomycota; Dothideomycetes; Mycosphaerellales; Mycosphaerellaceae.